AUGCAUUAUCAGGAGAGGGAAGAUUUUCAGAUAUAUGUUCAGUGCAUCAGUUCGUUGCAAACUGGAAUUGAAGAACAAAUAUGCAAUCAACAUGAGAAUGAAAAGUAUAAAGAUACUGGCAUCUUCUCCAAAUUUUGUACUAACAGACAAAGAAUUAAGGAGAUGCAAGCAUCCUUUGGAGAAUUGCAUAGAGUAUGUGUCUUGAGAGAUGCUAAGCAGGCAGAAGAAGAAUUCAGAGCAAAAAUAUGUAAUUAUGUACUUGCAAUGCAUGGCAAUGAAAACAAUGUUUGUAAAAGAUCCAUAUGCAUAUUGCCAACAGCUAGUGAACAAGUUGGAUUGGAAGGGCUGAACGGUAGUUUGUAUAUGGUAGUUGAUACGUUUGUUGACGAAUCUGUCCGUCGCAAUUUAGCAUCUUCUAUUUUGUGUGAUUUACCUACCAAUAGUGCUGAUCCAGAAAAGCUUGGCUGUUACUAUAAAUGCAUCGCAGAAUUUGGAUUUAACCAUAUUAUUGUAAUUGGAGAAAUGUUAUAUGGGUUGCUCUUUAUUGAUUGCUACGGACGGGUUUUUCAAUGGGAGGAUAUGGAACAGGUAUUAUGGCCAGUAGGGGAUUCAUUGGAAGAUAUGAAGCCAUAUAAAGAUCUUGUCAUAUGGACUGUAGAAGAUGGUGUUGUAUAUGAAGAAUCUAAAGAUUCUUUAAAACCAAGUUCAGUUAAAGGUAUAAAAAACAAUCACUCAAGGAAGAAAAAGAAAAAAAAAUAA
Rhizophagus irregularis DAOM 181602=DAOM 197198 is the source of this 759-nucleotide messenger RNA. RefSeq lists its product as uncharacterized. The record is from RefSeq and is a predicted model, not a curated record. NCBI's taxonomy places the organism in Eukaryota, Fungi, Glomeromycota, Glomeromycetes, Glomerales, Glomeraceae.